GACAAACAUGGAGCCCGGUGGCCGGACAAAUCGGGGAUGAUCGUAACCCAUGGUCGCCGGCGACGAGAGCGACCGAGAAAUCGACUCAAAACCGAGGUGGGACUCUCGAUUUUCCUUCUACUCUUCUCAAUCUACCCUUUCUAAUUGGAACAGAGGCGACAACGAGGAGAUCUUAACCUCUGGCAAGGGCUACCCCACCGCCGUGGAGGCAGCAGCAGCCGCCGACAGCCGACAAGAGACUCAACCAGGACACUUCUGUCCCUUCUCUCGGUUAGGGGAAAUUGAGAUCUAGGUGACGUUCUCCCAUCUCACGACUUUGUAUAAUCAAAAUAUAAAAAUUGAAAAUGAGAUUCGGUUUUUAACGGCUUCAGGUUCUGGGUUCUAAUUAGCUAGGAGUUGAUUUCUUAAUCUGCUGGUCGAAUUGGUG
Messenger RNA from Linum tenue, 427 nucleotides. NCBI's taxonomy places the organism in Eukaryota, Viridiplantae, Streptophyta, Magnoliopsida, Malpighiales, Linaceae. The record is from the annotation of a GenBank genome assembly.